Molecule: messenger RNA, 2346 nt
Organism: Rhinocladiella mackenziei CBS 650.93
Lineage: Eukaryota; Fungi; Ascomycota; Eurotiomycetes; Chaetothyriales; Herpotrichiellaceae
Exons: 2
Coding region: 1-2346 (781 amino acids)
Source: RefSeq, a predicted model, not a curated record
AUGCAACUUAGAAGCAACAUCUCAGCGCCAGUUCGCCUUGAGGAGGAAGACUUUUCUUCCAGGCGAAAAGGCAAAGGGCCAGCUCGUACAAGACCAGCCUACCCUGAUCUACUCAGAAAACAAGUCAUUUCUUUCGACCCGAAUAAUCCUCCAGCUGCCUUCCCAUCCCUUCCACUCACAGCCAGGAAAUCUCUUGAUGCCUCUCAAUUGACAGAGUCGUUGUCCGAGGAGGAGCUGAGCUUCUCGAUCGCUAAUUUGCGUAUCAAUCAGAAUGAGGCGCCAGGGGGACGGGCGCGGACACAACAAUGCCACGAGCACUUUGAUGUUCAAGACACAGCUACAAAUGACAACAACAACGGGAUGGAUCUUGAUGAUUUGUCAAUGGUUGGAGUGCGCACAAUUGAGCGAAUGGUAGACGAACAAGUGGUUGGACCCGACAUUGCUCGUGAACAGGAUCAAGGUCGUGUUACGCGGACUGGCCAUUCUAAUGCAUGGGAUUCUCUUCCAUUGUCUCUCCAGUACCAUAUCUACACACGUCUAUCAGAGGACCGUUCUUCGGAAGCCUUGGCCGAACUCCUUGGCUUGACAGAGUAUGAAUCCAGUCAAAUCCAACGGGCGGUGGGACUUCGUAGUCUACACCCGACUUCUGUUGCCGAGAUAUGGGAUUAUUGCAGACAUAUCGGUCCUGAAAUUCCCGGCCUUGAACACCCACCAUCUUUCAUUGAUUUGAAUGUGUUCAAGGAUUAUGUGGAUUACAUGGUAUUUGCCAGCAAUUACGAAUUUGCCUAUCCAUCCGAGCUUGAACGGGCAUGGGAAUUCCUACAGCAGCAUCAGAUACCGACAAGUGUGCUCGGAGUUUGGCAGCAAGAUCCAUCAGAUAUAAGGGACAGUGCGUUUUUCACAUACGUCGCCGAGAAUGAAAACAAGUCCGAGUAUGUGUCGUCCUGUGCAAGAGAGGAUUAUAUGGGAGAUCAGGGAGACAGUUUUGAAGACAUUCGGUCUGGAACACUCAACCGAGAGGUCAAGAAGCAAAUAACCGCAGCAAGUGGUACUGUCCAUAACUCAAAGAAAACAUGGCUCCAUUCACACUUCUUGAACGGAGCCGGACGGAACAAGCUAAAAGCUCGAAUAUUCAAGCAGCGUUCUCAAAAUACCCAUCGCCCACUCUCAGUCGUUACGUUUCCUAGCGAGCCGCCCAGUCCACCUUGCAGUCCGCCUCGCAGCAUACAAAAUGCCCCUGAUGGUGUGGAUCAACCAGGCCAAACCAUAGCGACAAGACUUUCUAAGGAACCAGAGUCUUCCCGUGACUUCGAGUGGGAUCAUAUUCUGAACACCCCAGUUUCGGCAAAGGUAUUUGGGAACAUGUCAAGAUCCAUGGAUGCAAUUGAUGGGCUCAGCUCUUGGGAGUUGGAAACCGAUCCACGUGUUUCUCUUCGCCAAAAUCAACGUCAGAUUCCUCCCACAAAUUCACCUGCCCGUCAGAAGCCCACGUUGAGCGGAAAUCUUAUAAAGACGAUUGACAAUCGGGAUUGUUAUCACAGCGAAGCAAAGGACUCUUGCGACCCUGGCACCCGGCGAAAGCGGAACUCCAACAGGACCAUCCGCCCUGUCGAGUCGAGGUUGAUCCGAAGCAUUGAAUCUUCUUCAGAAAGCCAGGAAGCAAUUUUCAAAAAUUGGAAAGGGGCGAAGAGAUCGAGGCUUUUAGUCAGAACACCCUCAUAUUCUCCUAUUUCAGAGAACGAAGACUUCGACUGGGGAAAGUCUGAUCCAUCAACUUCAUUGAGAGCUCUAUCUUGUUCCCCGAUUCCUGAGAACGAAGAUCUCGAGGAACUCCCAGGUCUUAUCCGAGGAGACCAUAGUCGCGCCCGUAUCAACUACGCAUACAGACUCGGAAAGGUCAAUGAGCCAACCCCUGGGACUGGCUGUCGAGGUUCUGUCGUGGAACCAAACCCUAAGAUCAAGCUGGUCAUGAAGAAUCUUAAAAGAAAGAGAGAUGCUGAUCCCGUUAGUCACGAAGAAAGUCUUAGCAAUUCCUUCAACAGCCCUCAAGUGACGGAGCGAAGGAGGUCCAAGACGACGUGGGAGGGUGAAGACUAUGAUGAGAGUCCGAAGAAGCUGAAGAUCAAGGCGGCGGCCAAGUCAAAGCCAAAGGCCAAGCUAGAGGCCGAGCCAAAGAUGGUCACGCGAGCAGCCAGGAGAUCAAUCGAGAUAGGCCUUUCAAAUCAAUCCAUGUCUGUUCGGAAGAGAGGUCCCAGAGGCCCUUACAGAAAGACACGGGAGAGAUUGGCUAAGCGGCAGGAUUGCAUCAUGGCUGACAUAGACGUGAGGACCGGGAAUGCAAUCUGA